GUGUUCGAUCCACGCUCACCGCAACCGCAAGUAAUUCUUUUUCGUUUCAUUUUUAUUUUCGUUCUCCCUCUUUCCCUCGCCCUAGGGCUUCGGCUCAAGUGCUCAACUCGUUUCGGCAACCGAUCAGCUUCCUGUAAGCUCCACGAAAGCUUAAUGAUUGCGAUAUUGUGUUAAUAUAGCUUGUCAAAGAACAUUGUGGAUGAUGAGUUCACGUGGAGCUAGUGCAAUGCUAUCAAGAGCCAGCAGAAUCAAGCAGAAGCUGCAAUCUGCACUGGAAGCAACUGCCCUGGACAUAGAGGAUGUCUCAUAUAAACAUGCUGGUCAUGCUGCUGUCAAGAGUGACGCAACUGAGACACACUUCAAUGUCAAGAUUGUUUCUCAAAAGUUUGAAGGACAGAACCUUGUGAAGCGCCACAGGAUGGUGUACGACUUGUUGGCUGAGGAGCUGCAAUCUGGAUUGCACGCUCUAUCUAUUGUGGCAAAAACGCCACAGGAGGUUGCUGGGCGUUGAAAAAAGAAUCUAUCCUUUCAACAUCUUUAAUCUGACCAAGAGGGAAGUAAGGAACAAAGAACAUGUCAAUUUUUAAGUAGAACAGAUUUUCAUUUCAAGCAAGGAGCUUUGAGUGAUGUUAUCUGCAUGCAGUAUCUUGUCACUUUUACAUAAAGCUUCUUUCUUUGAACUCUGAACAAAUAAUAAAUCUUUUUCUUCAGUAUUGUUCA
Messenger RNA from Nymphaea colorata (pocket water lily), 720 nucleotides. Its product is annotated as protein BOLA1, chloroplastic. The record is from RefSeq and is a predicted model, not a curated record. Bases 200 to 511 code for a protein of 103 amino acids. NCBI's taxonomy places the organism in Eukaryota, Viridiplantae, Streptophyta, Magnoliopsida, Nymphaeales, Nymphaeaceae. The transcript has 2 exons.